AUGCUGUUUUCAAGGAGAGGUGGCCAGGGAGGCCGGUGCCUGCUGCUCUCACUUCUGCUCUUCACAGCCUGUGGGGCUGGCAGCAGCCAGAUCCACUACUCGGUCCAUGAAGAUGCCAAACACGGCAGCUUCGUGGGCUGCAUCGCUCAGGACCUGGGGCUGGAGCUGGCCGAGUUGGUGUCAUACCUGUUCUGGGUGGCGUCCAAAAGCAUGGACGUAAAUCUGCAGAACGGCAUUUUGUUUGUGAAUUCUCGGAUUGACCGGGAGGAGCGAUGCAAACAGAACACGAAAUAUAGUAUCCACCUGGAGGUGAUCGUGGACAGGCCGCUGCAGGUGUUGCAUGUGGAGGUGGAGGUGAAGGACAUUAAUGAUAAUCCACAGGUCUUUAGAGUGAGAGAACAAAGGUUAUUUAUUCCUGAAUCUAGGCUGCUGGAUUCACGUUUCCCGAUAGAGGGCGCUGCUGAUGCAGACAUUGGUACCAACGCUUUUCUAACAUACACUUUCAGCUCCAGUGAUUAUUUCUCUUUGGAUGUACAGGCAAGUGAUGAACUGAGUAAGUCACUUUUGCCUGAACUGAGGAAGUCUGUGGAUAGAGAAGAUACACCAGAACUUCGUUUAUUAUUGACAGCCAGUGAUGGGGGCAAACCAGAACUAGAAGGUACAGUUCAGCUGCUGAUCACGGUGCUCAACAUUAAUGAUAACGCCCCAUGGUUUGCCCAGGCCGUGUACAGAGUACACUUAUUAGAUACUACUAAUGUUCCAGCAAAUGGAACAUUAAUGACCACAUUAAACGCCUCUGACGCUGACAAAAGUGUAAAUGGCGAAAUUGUCUUUACUUUGGCAAUGUUGUUAAACAAAUUCAAAAUUGAUUCCAGCUCAGGGGAAAUUAGGCUAAUUGGUAGACUGGAUUAUGAAGAAACGAAAUCCUACGAAAUUCAGGUAAAAACAGUUGAUAAAGGAGGUCCUCCAAUGUCAAAUCACUGCAAGGUUUUAGUGGAAGUGCUGGAUGUAAAUGAUAAUGCUCCGGAACUGGCGGUCACAUCGUCUUUGCCUGUAAGAGAGGAGUCUCCACUCAGCACCGUCAUCGCCUUCAUCUCCUUGUCUGACCGUGACUCUGGGGUCAAUGGGUAGGUGACCUGCACCCUGACGCCUCAUGUCCCCUUCAAGCUGGUGUCCACCUUCAAGAAUUACUAUUCGCUGGUGUUGGACAGUGCCCUGGAUCGCGAGAGUGUGGCAAACUAUGAGGUGGGGGUGACCGCGAGGGACGGGGGCUCGCCUUCUUUGUCGGCCACCGCCAGCUUGUCCGUGGAGGCGGCCGACAUGAACGACAACGCGACCGCGUUCGCACAGCCCGAGUACACGGUGUUCGUGAGGGAGAACAACCCGCCCGGCUGCCACAUCUUCACGGUGUCGGCGCGGGACGCGGACGCGCAGGAGAACGCGCUGGUGUCCUACUCGCUGGUGGAGCGGCGGGUGGGCGAGCGAGCGCUGUCGAGCUACGUGUCGGUGCACGCGGAGAGCGGCAAGGUGUACGCGCUGCAGCCGCUGGACCACGAGGAGCUGGAGCUGCUGCAGUUCCAGGUGAGCGCGCGCGACGCGGGCGUGCCGCCUCUGGGCAGCAACGUGACGCUGCAGGUGUUCGUGCUGGACGAGAACGACAACGCGCCGGCGCUGCUGCUGCCCGGGCCGGGCGGCGGGGCGGGCGCGCUGAGCCAGCGGGUGGCUCGGUCGGUGGGCGCGGGCCACGUGGUGACGAAAGUGCGCGCGGUGGACGCGGACUCGGGCUACAACGCGUGGCUGUCGUACGAGCUGCAGCCGGCGGCGGGUGGCGCGCGCAGCCCGUUCCGCGUGGGGCUGUACACGGGCGAGAUCAGCACGACGCGCGCCCUGGACGAGGGCGCGCCGCGCCAGCUCCUGCUGGUGCUGGUGAAGCACCACGGCGAGCCGGCGCUGACGGCCACGGCCACGGCCACCGUGCUGCUGUCGCUGGAGGACAGCGGCCAGGCGCCCAAGGCCUCUUCGCGGGCGUCGACGGGCGCCGCUGGCGCGGAGGCCGCUCUGGUGGAUGUGAACGUGUACCUGAUCAUCGCCAUCUGCGCGGUGUCCAGCCUGUUGGUGCUCACGCUGCUGCUGUACACGGCGCUGCGGUGCUCGGCGCCGCCCAGCGAGGGCGCGUGCGGGCCCGGGAAGCCCACGCUGGUGUGCUCCAGCGCGGUGGGGAGCUGGUCUUACUCGCAGCAGAGGCGGCAGCGGGUGUGUUCUGGGGGCGGGGGGCCGCCCAAGACCAACCUCAUGGCCUUCAGCCCCGGUUUUUGUCCAGAUCUGAGCACGUAGGGAAGAAGUGAACAUCCAGAGACAAACUCCGUAAUAUAAG
Messenger RNA from Balaenoptera ricei (Rice's whale), 2374 nucleotides. RefSeq names its product protocadherin alpha-1-like. Gene Ontology annotation, molecular function: calcium ion binding. Gene Ontology annotation, biological process: homophilic cell-cell adhesion. Gene Ontology annotation, cellular component: plasma membrane. NCBI's taxonomy places the organism in Eukaryota, Metazoa, Chordata, Mammalia, Artiodactyla, Balaenopteridae. The record is from RefSeq and is a predicted model, not a curated record.